Molecule: messenger RNA, 2765 nt
Organism: Octopus sinensis (East Asian common octopus)
Lineage: Eukaryota; Metazoa; Mollusca; Cephalopoda; Octopoda; Octopodidae
Product: protein O-mannosyl-transferase TMTC3
Exons: 21
Coding region: 219-2732 (837 amino acids)
Biological process (GO): protein O-linked glycosylation via mannose
Cellular component (GO): endoplasmic reticulum
Molecular function (GO): mannosyltransferase activity; protein binding
Source: RefSeq, a predicted model, not a curated record
UGCCCUAACAAUUCUGCCAGUUCGUCGCCCUUAAAUAAACAAUACAUGAUAUAUUUAAAAAAAAAGAAACAAGAGAGGCAGUUCUGAAAUUAAAAUACGGUGUUGAAUAAAUUGAACAGCUCUGUAGUGAACUUAGGCAAUAUGGAAGUUUGAAAGCGUGUACCAAAAGUGUUUCUCCUCCAGUAUGCCACUCUUCAAAUAACCCAGCACCAACAAACAUGGCAGCGUCUAUGGCUUUCAACUUGGACUUCAGCAGAUACAGUGUAAUACUCGUAGUUAUUAUUUUUGUUUGUUACAUCAACUCUCUGCAAUGUGGCUUUGUUUUUGAUGAUCUAUCAGCCAUAAUCGACAACCAGGACCUUCGACCCCAUGUACCACUGUCAAAUCUCUUUUGGAAUGAUUUCUGGGGUACACCUAUGAAUAAGGAAGACAGCCACAAGUCUUACCGACCAUUAUGCGUUCUGACCUUUCGGCUGAAUUAUGCACUGACUGCCCUCAACCCAAUGUCCUAUCAUUUGGUCAACAUCGUACUACAUGCAGUUGUCAGUGUAUUACUAAUGAGAGUCUGCUGUUUGUUCCUGCAUCAUUUCACUGCUCUUCUCGCUGCUGUCCUCUUCGCCUUACACCCAAUACACACAGAAGCAGUCACAGGAGUUGUGGGACGAGCUGAAAGUCUGUCAGCAUGUUUUUUCCUCGCAGCAUUGUUGGUUUAUGCCAAAGCUUCAAAACAUCCUUCUCGAACCAAUUGGUGGUUUCUGUUGUUGACUCUCCUCUUUGUGGUGGCUGCCAUGUUGUCCAAGGAACAAGGUAUCACAGUGGUUGGUGUGUGCUGUGUCUAUGAAAUUGUCAUCGCCCAAAAGAUAACGCCACAAGGUAUUCUCAAAGACUUUGCCAAUAUUUGCAAAGGCAAAAUCUCUUUCCCAGCUUGGUUGAGAACUUCAGUUUUGCGAGGAACUUUCUUAGUUGGUUCCACGUUGUUCCUGUUGCUGGCCAGGAUAAAGAUUAUGGGUGCAGAACUCCCGGUGUUCACAAAAUUCGACAAUCCAGCUUCAGUGUCCUACACACCGAGCCGACAACUGACUUUCAACUAUUUGCUAGCGCUCAACCAAUGGCUGUUGCUCUGUCCAUCAUGGCUGUGCUGUGAUUGGACAAUGGGCACUGUACCGCUCGUGCACUCCUUCCUUGACCUCCGUAAUCUCUCUACACUGAUCUUCUAUGUCGUGCUCUUCAAGUUUGUUGCCUUUGCACUGACCAAACAAGGGCCGCGGGCAAGAGCCAUCAUCAUGAGUCUUACUUUACUCGUUCUGCCAUUUGUUCCGGCCUCAAACCUCUUCUUCCCAGUUGGAUUUGUUGUUGCUGAGAGGGUCCUCUACACCCCUAGUAUGGGCUUCUGCAUUCUUGUUGCCCUAGGGUUUGAACUCUUGAUUCAACACACCAACAAGACCUUGAAGAUGGUACUGUGGGGUUUGAUGGUGUUUUUAUUAACAGUUCAUGGCUUGAAAACAAUUAUCAGAAAUUUUGAUUGGCAAUCUGAGUAUAUUUUAUUUAAAUCUGCAGUGAAGGUCAACCAGAGAAAUGCCAAACUGUUCAAUAAUAUCGGCCAUGCUUUAGAAAAAACAUCAAACUGGUCGGAAGCUCUUGAGUAUUUCACUUUUGCUGCAAAAGUUCAGCCUGACGACAUUGGAGCCCACAUCAACGUUGGGCGGACAUAUCAACACCUGAAUAUGUCAAAGGAAGCAGAGAAAGCCUUCCAGACGGCCAUUGAUCUCUUCCCACCUGUUAUCCAAGGUAAAAGUUACACAGCUCGAGUGGCCCCAAGCCAUCUUAAUGCAUUCUUAAACCUUGCUUCACUUAUUUCUAAAAACGAAUCACGAUUGAAAGAAGCUGAAAAACUGUAUAAGUCUGCCAUUACCAUGAGAGCUGAUUAUGUGAAAGCUUACAUGAGUAGAGGAGAGGUUCUUGUCCGUUUGGGAAGACUGGAAGAAGCCAAGGAACAAUACCGCAUCGCCCUCCACUACGAACAGUCGGAUGCUGACAUCUACUAUAAUAUUGGUGUUGUCAACUUGGAACAAAAGAACCUCCUGGAAGCUAACACCUUCUUUGAGCAAGCACUCAGAUUGAACCCUGACCACCAGCAAACACUUUUCAACUCAGCCCUUCUUUUACAAGAUCUUGGAGACCCAGUUUAUCGACCUGAAGCAAUGAGGAGGUUGCUGCAUUUACUGGAGUUAAAACCUAAUGAUGCCAAAGCUUAUUAUUGCCUCGCUAUCUUGGCUGCCGACAACAAAGAGUUUACCAAGGCAAAGAACUGGUUUCAGGAGGCCAUCAGACUUGAAGACACCAUGCGCAGUGCCCUCUUCAACUUAGCUUUGAUGCUGGUGAAUGAUUUGAAACAACCUCAGGAAGCCAUUCCAUAUCUACAGAAACUCUUGAUGUAUUAUCCAAAUCACACAAAAGGUCUUAUCUUGAUGGGGGACAUCAACAUCAACAUCCUCAAAGAUCUUGACGGCGCAGAGAAGAAUUUCCUGACAAUUUUAAUGAACGAACCAGGAAACGUUCAAGCCAUUCACAAUCUGUGUGUGGUCUACGUGGAACGAGGAGACAUCCUGAAAGCAGAGAAGUGCCUGCAACACGCCCAUCGCUUGGCACCCUCAGAGUCUUAUAUUCUUCAGCACUUGAACAUCGUUAGGAAUAAAAUCAAGGCUAUCAAAGCGAAGAAGAAACCUCAGUGAGUAGAAAUUGUCAAGAAAGAAAAAAAAAAAAAA